Molecule: messenger RNA, 853 nt
Organism: Amblyraja radiata (thorny skate)
Lineage: Eukaryota; Metazoa; Chordata; Chondrichthyes; Rajiformes; Rajidae
Product: membrane cofactor protein-like
Exons: 5
Coding region: 132-806 (224 amino acids)
Source: RefSeq, a predicted model, not a curated record
GGGAUAUGGACCAAACGCGGGCAGCUGGGACAUGUUGGCCGGUGUGGGCAAGUUGGGCCGAAGGGCCUGUUUCCACACUGUAUCACUAUGACUCUAAAGAUGAUCAAAGCACAGUUACCUGAUGCAGAUUCAUGCUUGGAUUUAUUUUGCUAGCAGUUCUGUGCCAUCUUCCUGACGUGCCAUUGAAUGGACGGAUCGAGGCAGGGUUUGGCCCGACGUACAUGUACAGAGACACCAUCAGCUACAGCUGCACUGAAGGCUUUGAAAUGGUCGGCCAGAGUGUAAUAGAAUGUGCAGAAAACAACACCUUUGUACCUGGACCCCCCUCCUGUAAAGCUGUCUCAUGCGCUGCUCCUCCACCGAUUAGUAACGGGAACACUUCCUCACCAGCCGACGGAGAGCUCUGGGAAUACGGGAUGGUGGCGGAGUACUCCUGCAGUGCCGGCUAUUCAUUAAUCGGAGCGGGCAGACUGGUUUGUACAGAGACCGGGGAAUGGGACAACACACCACCAACGUGCACAGCUGUUCUGUGCCACCCUCCUGACGUGCCGUUGAAUGGGCGGAUGGAGGGGGAUUCUGGCCCGGUGUUCACGGUGGGAGACACCAUCAUCUACAGCUGCGACCAAGGCUUUGACAUGGUCGGCCAGAACGAAAUAGAAUGUGGAGAAAACAACACCUUUGUGCCUGGACCUCCCGCCUGUAAACUGAGAGACUGUGGUAUUCCAGGAGAGAUAGCCAAUGGAAAAGUUCAGGCACCAAACUCUACAUUUGGAAGCAGAGCUGCUUUUAAUUGUGAACCUGGGUGAGUAUUUGGUUACAUCUGAGUCUUGAGAGAUUACAGACGGCAGGGACA